AUGGGUAGCACCGGGAUGAUCAUGAUUGCUAACACCCGCCGUCUUGUUGACGAUGGAGGCAAAUUUGUUACUCCGAAGGGGCAUGAUAAGGGACUCUUGAAGCGUAUCUGCCAGAAAGCUUUGAACCGCGGCGGCAGAGUAAGAGUCGAUGGUAAUGGCUGCAAGCGUGUAACCGCUCAGUACCUGCGGAAUAAUGAUAAGGUGUGA
This is a messenger RNA of Penicillium maclennaniae, 207 nucleotides long. RefSeq lists its product as uncharacterized. The coding region runs from base 1 to 207 and encodes 68 amino acids. The record is from RefSeq and is a predicted model, not a curated record. Lineage: Eukaryota; Fungi; Ascomycota; Eurotiomycetes; Eurotiales; Aspergillaceae. The transcript is spliced from 2 exons.